AUGGGUACCUUUUUGCGGCCAUUGACGCUGUCUCUUAUUGUCAUGCUCAUCGGAGCUGAAUAUGGCCUUUCCUAUCUGACAGAGAUGGCAGACACCAUGAUCGCGAAGGGCGUCAAACCGGACCUUGGGUAUCAAGAUGCUGUUCUUUAUCUUGGGUUCGAAAAAGCUUACGAGCUUUCUGGGGAUGAGAAAUAUCUUGAUUGGUACAUCGGUCAGAUUGAUGGCCCUGUUGUCCAAGAGGAUGGCUCCAUCAAAGGUCUCAACACAUCCAGGUAUAUCCUUGAUGAGUACCGAAUGGGAAAUAAUUAUCUCUAUCUUCACAAUAAGACCGGAGAGUCAAAGUAUGAGACAGCCGCCAACACCGUCAGACGCAUGUUGGACUCUUAUCCCCGCACUCCUUCCGGGGGCUUUUGGCACCAGCAAUUCUUCCGCGAUCAAAUGUGGCUGGAUGGUAUCUACAUGGCAGAUUCAUUCUACGCCAGAUGGACGCAUCUCUAUGACUCGGAUAACAACACAGCUUGGGACGACAUCCUUCUUCAAUACGAGCUCAUACACGAGAACACAAUCAACGAGACAACAGGUCUUCACGUACACGGCUGGGUUGAAGGCGAAGCAUCAUGGGCUGAUCCAGAGACAGGCCGAGCGCCCAAUGUCUGGGGACGUGCUCUUGGCUGGUAUUUCAUGGCCCUCGUUGAGGUAUUGCAGUACUUCCCCACGUCACAUCCCGGCUAUGACCAGUUACUCGGGUACCUUCAAUCUGUCGCACGGGGUCUGAAAGACUCCCGCGAUCCAGAUCUUGGCAGCUGGUGGCAAGUCAUGAACGAACCUUACCCCAAGCGCAAAGGGAACUUCAUCGAGAGUAGUGGCUCCUCCAUGUUUACAUGGGGCUUGUUGAAAGCUGUUGAUUUGGGAUACCUUGACUCAGAUGAGUAUCUCGGGACUGCGAAAGACGCCUUCACAAGGUUGAUUGAAAACUUUGUCACUGAAGGCGAAGACGGGUCGUUGAUACUGAAUGGCACAGUCGCUGAAUGUGGUUUGACUAGUUCCAAUGUCACCUUUGAAUACUACGUCAGCAGACCAAAGUUGGAGAAUGGACAGAAUGGCGUAGGUCCGUUCAUGCUUGCGUCUUAUGAAUGGGAGUCAUGGGCGAUGGACGCAUGA
Molecule: messenger RNA, 1161 nt
Organism: Fusarium redolens
Lineage: Eukaryota; Fungi; Ascomycota; Sordariomycetes; Hypocreales; Nectriaceae
Product: glycosyl hydrolase
Exons: 3
Coding region: 1-1161 (386 amino acids)
Biological process (GO): carbohydrate metabolic process
Source: RefSeq, a predicted model, not a curated record